UGACCCACCCUGGGGAGGGGAGUGCCCCACAGCUCUGGGCUGCAGAACCCUCCCUGGGGGCCUGGCUGGCUCAGGGGAUCAUUAAUGGGGCUGGGGGCCUGUCACUCCAAGGGCCCAGCUAGGACCUGGCCCCAGCUCUGUCAUGGCCCAAAGCCUGUCCCGUGUGAAGGGGACCCUGGGGCCUGUGGGGAAAGAGCUGAGUGUCCCAGCCAGGCCCUAGUGGGGCAGUGUCUCGGUCCCAGAACCCCCACCCCACGGGGAGUGACCAGGCCCUUUGGAGGCUGAGAGGAGAAGCUGAGGAACGGGUAGGCCUGGAGAAUGGACCCCUCUCUCAUCCCUGGGAGAAGCCCCUCCAGGUCCUGGUGGGGAACGUGGGGCUGGGCCAGGUGUGAGGGGAGCUGGGGCUGGCCCUGCCCAGGCUGGGUUUUCUCUCUGGAUGGAGAGGCUGGUCCUGGCAGAUUGUGCAGGCAGUAAAUUCCCUGGGAAAUAGAGGUCAUGGCCCCAUUAGCCCUGCCUGUGGCCCAGCUCCCACCCACUCCCCGUCUGGCUCGGGAGGGGGGGGCGGGAACUUAGGGCCGAGGAAUGGGAGGAAUAAACACGCUCGUGUCUCUGCAGGGAUGAGAAGGCUAUGUCUCCAAGGCCCAAGUCCCCUGAGCUGGAAAAGAAAAUCCGGGAUUUCCCUCGAGAGAACAAUCUCCAGGAGGCUGUGACGGGAUUCCUGGGACUCACAAGAGGAUAUGCAGUGGACAUGACUCUGGAUCCAGACACGGCUCAUCCCGACCUCGUACUGUCUGAGGAUCGGAAACGUGUGAGACGUGGAGAUAAACACCAGGAUCUGCCCGGCAAUCCUGAGAGAUUUGAUCCUUUGCCCAGUGUCCUGGGCACUGAGAGAUUCACGGGCGGGUGGCAUCAAUGGGAGGUAGAGGUGGGAGAUAAUCCUCACUGGAUUCUGGGGCUUUGCAGGGAAUCUGUGACCAGGAAAAAGUGGAUUGUUGCAUCACCUAGCAAUGGAUACUGGGCCGUGUGACUGAGGGAUGGGGAAUACAAGGGCCUCACCUCCCCCUCGACUCUGCUCCCCGUGAGUGUCAGACCCAGCCAGGUGGGGAUUUUCCUGGA
This is a messenger RNA of Chelonia mydas (Green sea turtle), 1116 nucleotides long. RefSeq names its product E3 ubiquitin-protein ligase TRIM11-like. Bases 629 to 1027 code for a protein of 132 amino acids. The transcript has 3 exons. NCBI's taxonomy places the organism in Eukaryota, Metazoa, Chordata, Testudines, Cheloniidae. The record is from RefSeq and is a predicted model, not a curated record.